CUUGUCAUGCCUAGAUGCUCGAAUGCUCGACCCUGUGAAUCGAAGCAGUAAAACGUACGCCAAGGUGUUAAUACACAUUGCAUCUAGUUAUCGCUGGCACAUCAUUCUUUAAGUAACGCUGCAAAAUGAGCGUGUUCGAACCGGACUGUGGCAAUUUUGAAGGGCCUGAUGAGUUGGUAUUGAAUCUUCAAGACAUUGCAGCGAUACCGAAGCUAUCGUCAGAGCUGGUUGAUAAUGGAUCAGUUUAUAGCGAGAAAAAGGAUGAAAGCUGUGAAGUAAAAAUAAAGCACUAUGAAGGACCAAGAAACAGCAAGAAUGAACCGUGCGGUAAUGGCUUUGCAAAAUUUACCAACGGUGAUCAUUAUGAAGGAUCGUUCCGAAAAGGAGUAUUUUCCGGACAGCAGGGCGUAUUGCGACAAAGAACGGGUCAUCGUUACGUCGGCGCUUUCCGUAAAGGUCUUCGAGAAGGACGUGGCAUACAAACUUAUCCAGAUUGUUCCACCUAUAAUGGCGACUGGUUGAGGGGAGUGCGUCAUGGGUACGGUGUAUACGUGUACUCGAACAAGGAUGUUUACGAGGGAAACUGGUGCAUGGACAAAAAGCAUGGCAUAGGAGUGUACACAUUUGCCGAAAACGGACUACGUCUGCGCGGAUCCUGGAGCGAAGGACAUUUGGCUGGUCCGGUGGAGGUAUUGUUUGGCAGCAUCCGCUACCAUGGCACGUGGGAUGGAACGGUGUUAUCAGAUGCUCACGAUAGUGUUUUUAACAUUGCGUCGAAGUAUUUGCUGCGAGGAAUUAUUAAGUCUGGAUCAUUUGAUGAGUACGUGUGGACACCCAGUGUGAUAGAGCGGUACAAUUUUGCUCACCUCCCAUUAGAACCGCUCCCAGCCCCUAUCCCAAUGAUGGAAUGCCAUCAGUGCGAUAGUUCUGAUGAUUCAACAACGGAUGCAUGAUCAAUGAUUGCUAACACAAUAGCUUGUGAUUGAAGGUGAAAUUUGAAGUCAUACAAAAACAAACACAUUUUCGCUUUUUUGGUACGAAACUUAUUGUUAGUCUUGCUUAUGCAUUUUUUUUAUUUAUAUCAUUUGGAUUUUACAUUAAAAACAACAACGAAUUCAUUUCAAUUAUUCUUUUUGCUGUGUGAUCGAUCACUAGAGCAUUUAUUAUCAAGUCACGUAUGUUGUCAAGUCUUUCAUUUAACACCCUAUAGAUGGUAUACAUACAUUGUUACUAGCUGCUAACACCGACGUAUUCGUGCAAUAUAAAAACGUAAAACUUUAUAAAAAAAAGCUUCAUUUUCUUGAAAUUUAAGGCUAUCUACGUGACGAAAUGUGGAAUAAUUUGACCCAUCAAAAACAAAUUAUGCCGUGUUCGUCAUGACGAACGAUCACUGGAAGAUAUGACAAAUAUGUUCAUCCACAAGGUGUUAUGGGUGAAGUGAUUAGUGAGAACUGGCACUUAUAAACAUUAUUUUUUGAUACUUUUAAACUAUUUUGCGGAAAAGGGUAAUUUCAGAAAAUAACAUCUAGCAAUUUAUCAUUAAACACCGAAUUAACAACUGACAUAACUGUCAUUUUUGAAAUGAUUACAGUAGAGGCAAUGCUGACCGUAUUUGACAAAGUUUUAUUGCCUUCCGAAAUUGUUUAACAGCCUAAAAGUUUGCUAGGCUCCGGCUUUUGUAUUUCUGCCAUCUGUAUGAUUGCAAUAAUGGCUAAAUAGAUUGUAAUGGCUUAAUACAAUCACACAGUAGGUGCUCAAACGUACCAACAACAUAGUGUGGAAUGCAGCCAACAUUGUGUGUUGUGUGGUCGGCCGCCAUCGACGUCAACAUAGUGUCAGCGUAAAAGUGCGCCAAAAGAUUCGCUUCGUUCAUUGUUUUCCCUUGUGCAUUGGCGAUCAGACGGAACUUUUGUGCGGUGAAUUUAAGUGUUUUACAGUUUUGUGAUUAGUAUUUUAUUAGUUUUGUUGAGU
Messenger RNA from Anopheles gambiae (African malaria mosquito), 1971 nucleotides. Its product is annotated as radial spoke head 1 homolog. Lineage: Eukaryota; Metazoa; Arthropoda; Insecta; Diptera; Culicidae. Gene Ontology annotation, biological process: axoneme assembly; spermatid development. The transcript is spliced from 2 exons. The record is from RefSeq and is a predicted model, not a curated record. Gene Ontology annotation, cellular component: motile cilium; nucleus. Bases 126 to 953 code for a protein of 275 amino acids.